GAGAUGGGCGGCGAGAGCAUGAGCGUUUGUUGUGGAGCGUUUAAUAAGGUGAAGCCGUACUUGUUAAUGGUGGGGCUGCAGUUCGGCUCGGCCGGGACGUACGUGAUAAGCGCACAGACCCUAAAGAAUGGCAUGAGCCGAUACGUCCUCAUCGUGUACCGCAACGCCAUUGCUGCUUUGGUGCUCGCUCCCUUUGCUCUUGUCCUCGAAAGGAAGAUCAGACCGAAGAUGACACUCUCGAUUUUCUUGCAGAUUGUGGUGUUGGGAUUUCUCGAGCCGAUCCUUGAUCAGAACUUUUCAUAUUUGGGGAUAACGUAUACGUCGGCAUCGUUCGCGUCCGCAAUUAUGAAUGCGGUUCCAUCAGUUACUUUUGUCAUGGCCAUUAUGCUCCGAUUAGAGCGAGUCAAAAUCAAGGAGGUGCGUGGGAACGCGAAGAUCGUCGGGACGAUUGUGACGUUCCUUGGCACACUGGUGAUGACACUAUACAAAGGCCCUUCGUUCCACCUGAUUCGGUCCGCCGGCACGGCACAAAGCGGAACCGUCACCGACCCGUCCAACAAGCAUUGGGUCGCCGGCACACUUUUCAUCUUGAUCGGCUGUUGUGCCUGGUCCGCCUUCUUCAACCUUCAAUCUAUCACGGUGAAGAAGUACCCAGCAGAGCUGUCGCUGUCGUCGUUGAUAUGCUUGAUGGGGGCGAUGCAGAGCGCGGCGGUGGCGCUCGUGGCGGAGCGUCACCCAGAUGCGUGGAGAGUCGGGUGGGACUCUCGGCUUCUUGCUCCCGUUUACAGCGGCGCAGUUAGCUCCGGAAUCACGUACUACGUGCAAGGCAUAGUGAUGAAGACGAGGGGUCCCGUGUUCGUCACGGCCUUCAACCCUCUGUGCAUGAUCAUCGUCGCCGCCCUCAGUUCCAUCAUCUUGUCCGAGAAGCUCUACCUCGGAAGCAUCAUCGGAGGAAUCGUCAUCGCGAUUGGUCUCUACUCAGUGGUGUGGGGCAAGGCCAAAGACUACUCGAUGACCCCAUCGCAAGAAUGUGUCGACCGGAAAGCCGAAACCCAGAAGCUGCCAGUCACUGUGGCGAAUGGGGUUGCUGCUGUUGAUCAAGAUGGUAUCAGAAAAUGACUUGAUGUUCACUAGUGCUUGGAUGUACGUAAAGUUCCAAUUGCUCUGAUGUUUCGAUGUAAGGCACAGUGGGAAUUGUUGCUGUAUGAUCAAGUUUGCAGGGCGGAGAAAAUAUUUUGUAGGACUAUCUCGCCACGUCAUCGCUGAGACAGUCCAUUAGGUGUGCGACAUGUGUCAAAGCGGGUCCCACCUCUCAAGGGAUUUUGAAAAUUCCCUCCCAUCUCUGUCUCCGUUGGCUCUGUUAACGCUUGCUCUCUCUCUCCCUCCUCCCGAGAAGGAGCUCUCUCUCUCCCCAUCACUCUUCACGUCACAAGCACAAACAAAAGCUUCACGAACAGAAGCUUUGCGCAAGAAAAUAUUGUGUAGGAUUGUCUCGCCACGUCAUCAUUGAGACAAUCCAUUAGGUUUGCGACAUGGGUCAAAGCGGAUCUCACUUGUCAGGGGAUUUUGAAAAUUCCCUCCCAUCUCUGUCUCCAUUAGCUCCGUUAACGCUUGCUGAGCAAAAUGAUUUCCCACAGAUGUAAAAGUUAUAUACUAGAGAAUUAUUCUCACAUUUCCUGUGUGUACAGGAUACAAUUGUAAUUUAGGGAGUUAGAGAUUUCAGUUGAGUUUCAAUGAGGCAUUGUUUCCGUAGCAUUAGAAUAUUACACAUACCCU
This is a messenger RNA of Syzygium oleosum, 1776 nucleotides long. RefSeq names its product WAT1-related protein At4g08290-like. Bases 4 to 1119 code for a protein of 371 amino acids. Lineage: Eukaryota; Viridiplantae; Streptophyta; Magnoliopsida; Myrtales; Myrtaceae. The transcript has 7 exons. Gene Ontology annotation, cellular component: plasma membrane. The record is from RefSeq and is a predicted model, not a curated record. Gene Ontology annotation, molecular function: transmembrane transporter activity.